Molecule: messenger RNA, 2862 nt
Organism: Lepus europaeus (European hare)
Lineage: Eukaryota; Metazoa; Chordata; Mammalia; Lagomorpha; Leporidae
Gene: MED26
Product: mediator complex subunit 26
Exons: 3
Coding region: 152-1945 (597 amino acids)
Biological process (GO): positive regulation of gene expression; regulation of transcription by RNA polymerase II
Cellular component (GO): mediator complex; nucleus; core mediator complex
Molecular function (GO): transcription coregulator activity
Source: RefSeq, a predicted model, not a curated record
CUCACCGCCGCCCCGCGCGCCCCUCCUCCCCCCGGCGCCGCGGGGAACAUGCGGCUCCGCUCCCGGAGGCCGGCGAGUGAGUGACCCCCGUCCCCCGCCUCAGCCCGCCCGCCCGCUGGCCCGGCCGCUCCCCCCCCGCCUCGCCCAGGCAAUGACAGCGGCUCCGGCGUCUCCGCAGCAGAUCAGGGACCGGCUGCUGCAGGCCAUCGACCCCCAGAGCAACAUCCGGAACAUGGUGGCGGUGUUGGAAGUCAUCUCCAGCCUGGAGAAAUACCCCAUUACCAAAGAGGCACUGGAGGAAACGCGGCUCGGGAAGCUCAUCAACGACGUGCGCAAGAAGACCACCAACGAGGAGCUCGCCAAGCGCGCCAAGAAGCUGCUGCGGAGCUGGCAGAAGCUCAUCGAGCCCGCGCACCAGAAUGAGGCGGCGCUGCGCGGGCUGGCGGGGGCGGCGGGCUCAGCCAACGGGGGCGCGCACCACUGCCGGCCGGAGGCGGGGCCGCCCGGCACUCCCAAGAGCAUCCAGGAGCUGAAGAGCCGCAAUGACAUCCAGCGGCUGCCCGGGCAGCGGCCGGACAGACUGGGCGGCCAGAAGCGCCGGGGGGACCAGCGUGACCUCGGCCACCCCGGGCCGCCUGCCAAGGUCUCCAAAGCCAGCCACGAGCCCCUGCUCCCCAAUUCGUCGCCCCUCCCCACCAACGGGAUCAGCGGGAGCCCAGAGAGCUUCCCUGGGCCCCCCGACGGCGGCGGUGGCGGUGGCGGCGGGGGGCACGGCCCUGAGAGCGGCCGCGUGGAGCCCCCCGAGAACGACACGCACAGCGGCAAGAUCCCUGUCCACGCGGUGCGGCCGCACACCAGCUCCCCGGGCCUGGGCCAGCCCCCCGGGCCCUGCCUGCAGACUAAGGCAGCGGUGCUCCAGCAGCUGGACAGGGUGGACGAGACCCCCGGGCCCCCCCACCCCAGGGGGCCCGCGCGCUGCUCCUUCAGCCCCCGGAACUCACGGCAUGAGGGCUCCUUUGCCCGGCAGCGGAGCCCGUAUGCACCCAAGGGCUCCGUGUCCAGCCCCUCACCGCGGCUCCAGCCGCUCGACGCCACCCAGGUGCCAUCACCUCUCCCACUGGCCCAGCCGUCCACGCCCCCUGUGCGGCGGCUGGAGCUGCUGCCCAGUGCUGAGAGCCCGGUGCGCUGGCUGGAGCAGCCCGAGGGCCGCCAGCGACUGGCGGCGCCGGGCUGCAAGGCAGGGCUGCCCCCGGCCGGCUUCUCCCCAGACUCCUCCAGGGUGGACAGCGAUGCUGCCGCCGCCGGGGGCUCGGACAGCAAAAAGAAGAAGAGGUACCGGCCACGCGACUACACGGUGAACUUGGACGGGCAGGUGGCCGAGGCGGGUGUGAGGCCGGUGCGGUUAAAAGAGCGGAAGCUCACCUUUGACCCCAUGACGAGACAGAUCAAACCUCUGACCCAGAAAGAGCCAGUGCGGGCGGACAGCCCUGCGCGCACGGAGCAGCCGCCCAGGACAGAGCCGGACGCGCCCGAGGCCAAGGCCAGCCUCCAGAGCCCCUUUGAGCAGACGAACUGGAAGGAGCUGUCGGGCAACGAGAUCAUCCAGUCGUACCUGAGCCGGCAGAGCAGCCUGCUGCUGUCGUCCGGCACGCAGACGCCGGGCGCCCACCACUUCAUGUCCAAGUACCUGAAGCAGGAGGAGAGCCGGCUCGGGGCCCGGCGGCCGCACGUGCUGCUGCCGCACAGCCCGCCCGCCGAGCUGCCGGGGCUGAGCCGGGAGCUCACGCAGGACGAUCUCGACAGAAUCCAGGCCCGCCAGUGGCCGGGGGUGAACGGGUGUCGGGACACACAGGGUAACUGGUAUGACUGGACGCAGUGCAUAUCGCUCGACCCGCAUGGCGACGACGGGCGCUUGAACGUUCUGCCUUAUGUCUGCUUGGACUGACCGCCCGCCGGCCGCCAGGCGCACUCCCACCUUGCGGCGGUUGGGAGCGGGGGUGGGGGGCAGGAGCCACGCGGGCUCGCCGCCCCUUCCCCCCAGGACUCUCCUUUUGUGAAAUGCUGCUACCAGUUUACUAACAAAAUUGCGAAGGGAGGGCCGCGCGCACGGACGGCAAAGCGAGUUUGGAACUUGAGCGAACGCGUCAGUCCCCACCCGGGCGCCCGGGCCCCGCAGGGAGGCAGGCAGGCGGGCGCAGGGCCCCGCGCUGGGGGGAGCAGCAGGAGCACGCGUCUCAGCCUCUGCACUUGCUCUUCUGGGCCCUGGGGUCUGGGAGCCGGGGGGCCUUGGUUGGGCCCGUGUCUCGGGAGCUGACCUGGCCGCGGGCAGGCCACGUGGACGACCAGUCUAACCCACACUCCAUGAGCAUCCACCCAUUUUGAUCUGGUUUCGGUUCAGGAUCCCCAGUUUUUCAAAGAAAUGCUGCAAAAAAUUUCAGUUCUCUCGCGUUUAUUUACCAUGUGACCACCAGCCAAAACCCGCCCUCCCCUGCCCCUCCCCCACACGCCUGGGGAAGUUCACCUUCCUAGAGUCCCCCCCAGAACAACACAGAUGUCGCCGCGGGUGCUACUGGGUGCGAGCCGUGCCGUCGGGCGAGGAGCCGUCUGCGCUGACACUCAUAACCAUUCCUUUAGAUUCGUUUGCCUUAUGGUUAUUCGUCAUAAACGCGAUUUGCAAAAACAAGGAGCCUUAGUGAAUGUACAGAACCCAGACUUCUGCGUCCUCACGCAGAAGGGAGCAACUUUGCUAUUUGGUCCAGUAAGUGGACACCUUGUGAUAGAAAUGUGGAAAUAAAAAACCCAUUUGCACAAACUCGUCUGAGAAUCGUUUCCUGCUUGGGCCUUCGAACAGCCACACGGCGC